Gadus chalcogrammus (walleye pollock) is the source of this 3921-nucleotide messenger RNA. It is a transcript of the gene plekho1b, whose product is annotated as pleckstrin homology domain containing, family O member 1b. Lineage: Eukaryota; Metazoa; Chordata; Actinopteri; Gadiformes; Gadidae. The transcript has 6 exons. Gene Ontology annotation, biological process: regulation of myoblast fusion. The record is from RefSeq and is a predicted model, not a curated record. Gene Ontology annotation, cellular component: ruffle membrane; muscle cell projection membrane. The coding region runs from base 279 to 1544 and encodes 421 amino acids.
GGAGGAGGCAGGAGGCGAUGAUAGGGACUAGUUAUUGUAACUUGACACGACUGGCCAGAGGACGCUCAGAUCAUGCGAGGGGGCCAGGCGACGCGGACCUCACCGACUCACCAGCCGCAGGAGACCCGUCCCAGAGGCGCACCGCCGCGGAGAGGUCGCGGAGACACGUUGGGCUGUUCAGGAGCGAGUCUCGGCUCCGCUAGUCCCAGUCCACCCGCCCUGCAGCGGGGCCAUUGUGUGAAGAAUAACGGUCCUGCCGCCGGGAAUCCUCUUUGGCUAUGAAGAAAAACAACUCCAACAAACGGGGGCAGCAGGACUCCAGCCAGAACCACGCACAGCCGGAGAAAGUGGGAUGGAUCCGCAAGUUCUGUGGCCGAGGGAUCUUCAGGGAGAUCUGGAAGAACCGGUUUGUGAUCCUCAGAGCGGACCAGCUGUUCAUCUCAGAGAAAGAGGUGCGUGACGACCGUAAGGCCCAGGAGGUGGUGGAUCUGUCGGACUACGAGCGCUCCGAGGAACUCCGCAAGUCCAAGAGCCGGAGCAAGAAGAACCACAGCAAGUUCACCCUGCUGCGCUGCAAGAGCCCGGGCAACACGGUUCCUAACCUGGUGUUCCUCGCUGUCAGUCCAGAGGAGAAAGAGUCUUGGAUCAGCGCCAUCAAUGGAGCCAUCACCAGAGCCAAGAACAGCAUCCUGGAUGAGGUGACGGUGGAGGAUGACAGCCAGCUGUCCCACCUGACCCGGGACCGCGCCCGGAUCCCCCAGCCCCGUCGCCUCCCCACCCGGGGCCACCUCAUGUCCGUGGCCUCCACCUCCGACGGCAUGCUGACCCUUGACCUGGUCCAGGAGGAGGAGGACCCCCCCGGACCCCGGACCCCCCGGGACCCGGGCGACCCCCCCCGCUCCAAGACCGACGGCACCCUCUCCCUCCGGCCCGCCGCCGCCACCGCCGCCGAGGCUUCUGGGAAGUCCCAGAGCCUCCCCCGGGAGACGGGGGGCGGGGCCUACGAGGCGGGGGAGGGGCCGCGCUCCAAGAGGAACGCCGCCGCCAACGGCGUCCGCACGCCGCAGCCCGGCCGCUCGCCGCGCGGCUCGGGGAAGGAGCGCUGCGCCUCCAUGGAGCAGAUCCUAGGCCCCGCCCCCCGGACUCCCGCCGCCGCCGCCGCCGACGUGCCCGUGAGCAAACUGCACGAGCUCAUCUGCCGCAAGCUGGAGCGGACGCAGGAGCUGCUGCUGCAGGCGCGGGGGGGCGGGGCCAGGGAGGGGGGCGGGGCCAGGGAGGGGGGAGGAGGGGAGGCGAAGGGGAAGGAGGCGCGGGCGGAGGCGGAGCAGCUGCUGAGCGAGGCCGCCUCCACCUGGGGCCAGGCCAAGGAGGUGCUGGAGGAGGUGCUGGAGCUCAGGGCCUUGUGCCGGCAGCUGGACUCCCCCAAGAGCCUCCCCCCCUCCCCCCUGGCCGCCUCCCCCCUGGCCGCGUCUCCCCUGGCCGCCUCCCCCCUCCCCGCGACGGACAGCGCCAAGAGGGCGUCUCACAGGAAGAGCAUGAUGUGAUGGCGGGCUUAACUCAGGGGGGGGGGGGGGGGGGGUGGAGGCCGACAUGCUGAGACUUGAACCGGCUCGUUGGGCGGCCAUCAUGGGAACAUUGCUGAAGCGAGGCGUUGCUAAACGGUACGGAGCCGACGGGAGCUCACCUUCAGAGCAGGACUGAACCCACGAGGAGCUCAGAAGGCCUCGGACUGUAGACGGUACGGGACCACGCUAGAGGAGCCGUGAAGGAGACGCUUUGGCCCCGGAGGAGACGUGUCUCUCCGAGGGCUAGCCUAGCAUCGGCGCUCCCAUCGGGGCUAGCUAGCAGCACUCUACCCUAGCGAAGGAGCGAUCCUUCUCCCACCUUCUAGAAACUAGUAGACACAGAGCAGGGAUGGAAGGGACUAGGGCUUGACAAAAGACACAAAGUUCUUUCAUAUUUUAAACUAUUGGGAUUAAAGCCAAUAGUUUCAAUCUUCGAAAGCGAAUUUAUGGAUUCCGAAUUUUGUUUUACCACGCUGGCUCACAUAAACGUGUUUUAAUUAUGAUUUAAUUCAGUUUUUGCGGUACCAUCACCGCAGUCUUCCAUUGGCAGUUUGCCCUUCUAGCAUUGGUGCUGAUCGGGUUUCGCUGACCCUAUUGGCCGUCGUGGGAACCAAUCAGACGUGUGGGGCGGGGCUAAAGGGUCUGUGGGCGCCAGCAGUGUACACACAACCCCCCUAAGCCCCGCCUUACUCUCUCUCCCAACCAAUGACACCAAUGCCGUCGCAAACGCUGCCCCUUCAUUGGCUCCCAGACACAGGAAACUAACAGGGUAAAAUAAGGACAGCUGUGCUUUUAAAGUUUUACAUUUAGUUUUGAUCUCAUUUGAAUAUGCAAAAUCCCUUAGCAAACACAAGUGGCUCGCCGAUCCGGGAGAAGUUAUUGUUUAUAUUUGUAUGACCCUCCCGUACCCUGAACACACAGUGUCACGUGAUACGUCCGUCGGGGAUUCUGGGUAAUAUGCAAAUCGCAAGGAGCAGCGAGUAGCGGUAGCGGAGAAUCUUUGUUCUCGGGGCUUUGGGGUCACGUUACCAAAAAACACGGCUUAGGAACACUUCUGGGGCGGAUGUGUCGGGAUAUAGCUCUUCCUAAAGCUGCUCUAAGCAGCUUCUGUAAUCCGCUCCAGAUUUGGGACAGCAUCAAGAGUCUCCGGAGCGAAACAUCUGGACUCUGUGUGGCGCGGACCCACUGAGGGCUCGAGGUCGUCGCGGGGACGCCGGGAUAGGUUCGGUUCAUAACGUUGUCGGUUCUAAUGUGUUGUCGGUGUUAGUCGAGUUCGGUGAUUGGGCCCCCCCCCCCCCCCCACCGACAGUCAGAGUGUGAUGUUGGAGCAGGAAGAGAAGAGGUGCACUCUGGGAACGCGGGACGUCUGUUGCUGGUUAGGGAGCCUGGGGAGACAUCAGGCCUUCAGAGGAUUUUAAAUCUGUCUCCACACGCCCUGUUGGCAGACGUCGGAACUGAUAUCAGAUACGAGCAGCUCAUUAAGUAUGGAUGCCCAUCCUGGAAUGAUAUCAGUACAGUGAUACGGCGAAUGCUAUGAAGGCAGCGUUCUGGAACGGUUCAAAAGAAACCAGUGCUGUGUGGGAAGUUCCCGGCUAACGACUAAAUAUCGUCUGUUGAGGGUUCGCCAACAUAAGCGUUGAUCACGCCUUUACCAUCUGUUAGCUCUACAUCAUCUGAAGCACACAAAGCCCUCCAUCUUUGUUUGUUUCGCCUCUGAACAAGGAACAAGGUUGUUGUUUUAGCGCUGCGAAACUAUUUUAGUGCUGUUCAACGUGUACAAACUUUUAGUUUAACGCUUAAGGGAGACGUCCCACAGCUCAAAGCGAGACUGAACGGUACACAGUCGGCCAUUUUGGAGACAACUCAGUCAAGCUCUGUGGCUCCGCCCACAAACCCCAACCAGACAAUCUGAAGGGAGGAGUCCUACGAUAGGUACGAUCUGAUUGGCUGGAGGUGACCUGCUGCUGCCUCCUGAUAGGCAGGCAGAGAGACGAAGGGUCAGUGGACACGAGGGGUCAUCUCAGCUUAGCUUAGUGUAGCUGCUAGCUCCGCCCAGGGCGACCUUUGACCUCCUGACAGCAAUCGACCUCUUUGCACUGAAACCAUCUCUGGACUCUCUCUCCACUAGAGACAACCGCCUGUGCAAUUAGAACAAUCAACAGGGUCUGGAAGUAACACCUGACACCCCAGGUGACCUCAGACACGGCUCACCUGUCCUCCCAUCAGGACAGGUGAGCUCCAGUGUAACAAGUGUGACCCAAAGCAAAUGCUAUUGGCCAUGUUCCCUCUCUCUUUCUCUCACCUCUCUCUCUCUCUCUCUCUCUCUCUCUCUCUCUCUCUCUCUCUCUCUCUCUCA